This is a messenger RNA of Drechmeria coniospora, 2361 nucleotides long. Its product is annotated as Armadillo-type fold protein. Gene Ontology annotation, molecular function: RNA binding. The transcript has a single exon. NCBI's taxonomy places the organism in Eukaryota, Fungi, Ascomycota, Sordariomycetes, Hypocreales, Ophiocordycipitaceae. Gene Ontology annotation, cellular component: nucleolus; 90S preribosome; preribosome, small subunit precursor. Gene Ontology annotation, biological process: endonucleolytic cleavage to generate mature 5'-end of SSU-rRNA from (SSU-rRNA, 5.8S rRNA, LSU-rRNA); endonucleolytic cleavage in 5'-ETS of tricistronic rRNA transcript (SSU-rRNA, 5.8S rRNA, LSU-rRNA); ribosomal small subunit export from nucleus. The record is from RefSeq and is a predicted model, not a curated record. Bases 1 to 2361 code for a protein of 786 amino acids.
AUGCCAAAGCCACGGUCGAAGCGAGGCGAGAUGCGCGAGGGGCGCAAGCGGAAGCGCCAGGAGCAAGAGGUCGGCACCGUCGAGAGCAAAAGGGCACGGCACGACGACGAGUCCGCUGGCUACCAGCUCGACGACGACGCGGCACGCCCGCGCAACGAUGGUGGCGAAACUGAAUUCUUCGGCAUGCUCGCCGAUGAGGAGCAGGAGUACUUCCGCAGGGCCGACGAGAUGCUCGAGCUCAACCAGUUCCCCUCGACCGAGGACCGCGACAUGUUCCUCGAAAACGUCUACGGCGAAGCCAAGGGCAAGGAGCUCAAGCUUGCCAGCAGCCAGUCGUGCUCGCGCCUCAUGGAGCGGCUCAUCCAGCUGUCCAGCACGGCGCAGAAGAAGCGUCUCUUCGAAGCCUUCGGGGGACACUUCCUGUCCCUGGUCCAGCAUCGGUUCGCGAGCCACUGCUGCGAGGCGCUCUUCCUUCGCUCCGCCGGCGUCGUCUCCCACGAGCUCUCCGGCUUCGUCCUCGACACGACGGCCAAGGACGUCGACGAGCAGGAGCCCGAGGCCUCGAUGGAGAGCCUCUUCCUCGCCACCCUCGACGAGCUCGAAGGCAACUUGACCUUUCUCAUGGCCGACCGGUUCGCAUCCCACACCCUGCGCGUCCUUCUCCUCGUCCUCUCCGGACGGCCGCUGGAGGAUGCCUCGGCCCGGACGCUCAUGAAGAGCCGGAAGAAGGAAAACAUAUCGGUGGCGGGUUCGGCCCUCGCCGACGAGCAGAACCGGGGCCUGCGGGCGACGCCCGAUUCCUUCACCAUGGCCGUUCGCAAGAUCAUCGGCGAUUCCAUCGCAGACAUGGACCCCACCGCCCUCCGCGUGCUGGCCAAGCAUCCCAUCGGCAACCCUACACUGCAGCUGCUCCUCGAGCUCGACAUGAUGCUCAACAAGACGGACCAAAAGUCGGACUCGACACAGCCCUCGCUGCUGCUUCGGCUGCUCCCGGGCGCGCCCCAGUCUCUGUUCGACGGCGCCUCGGAGGCAUCCGAGUUCGUCAACGGCAUGGUCUACGACCAAAUAGGCUCCCGCCUUAUCGAGACGCUCGUCACCCACUGCCCCGGCAAGAUCUUCAAGGCCCUCAACCAAAACAUCUUCCUCCCCCGCAUCGAAGGCUACGCCCGCAACGACAUCUCAUCCUACCCGGCGAUCAAGGUUCUCAAUCGUCUGGGCAAGGACGACCUGGUGCAAGCCGUCGGAAGCAUCGCACCGACCGUCCCCCAGCUGGUUUCGAAGACGAGGUUCAACGUGCUCAGGACACUGUUCGAGCGCUGCGCCGCCAGAGGCAUCCCCGACGAGAUCAAGAAGCUCGUAAAGGGACUCAAGGAGGGUUGCGGAAGCAAGCCCGUAGACUUGGUCACCACGCUCUGCUGCCUAAAGGACGGAAAGGAAAAGGUCAAGGACGUCGAGCAGCUGUCGCGCAACCAGUACGCGAUCCAAUCCCACGGCGCGCAGCUCCUCACAACCCUGCUGUCGAUUCCCGGGCCGUCCAAGGCCGUCCACGAAUCCAUCCUCGCCCUCUCGUCGGACCAGCUCAUCCGCCUUGCCACGACGUCAAUGCCCACCGUGACGCUCCUGACGACGGCCAUGACCACGCCUUCUGCCAACUCUCUCUUCCAAAAGUCCAUUGUCGGCACCAUCUCGGCCCGCACGGCGGAACUGGCCGUCUCCCAAUUCGGACACAACCUCGUCGUCGCCGUCGCCGGCGUUCCCAGCAAGGGCAAGGACCUCAGCGUCCCUUACCAUUUGAAGGAGGCCAUGAUGAACCGGCUCGGCUCCCACGAGGCAGAGCUGAGAGAGUCGUGGAUGGGGCGCAGCGUCUGGCGCAACUGGAAGGGCGACACGUGGAAGACGAGGAGGGGAGACUGGAAGGUCUGGAUGAGGGAAGUCGACGGACCGCCACAGGAGCACCAAGCUGACAGGCGGCGCGGCACGAAUGGAUCACACGAGACGACGGCCACUGAGGAGAAGAAGGCUACGAGAGUGGCAAAGAACCCCGGCGAGGAGAGCCAAAAGGGAGAGGUCGAAGUCGGGAGUGAGGAGACAGUAGAUAAGGCAGCCGACGGGGAUGAUGGGGACAUGGAGCCAGAGGUGGAUAAAGAGCACACAGCAGAGAGGCGGUUGCAAAAAGAGACGAAAACCCGGGGCGAGAGUGAGGUCGGAGAUGACCAGAGGGACAAGGGGGAGAAGGAGGCAAGAAAGAAGGAGGGGAAGGAGAGGAAGGAGAGGAAGGAGAAGAAGGGGGAGAAGGAGGAAAGAAGAAAAGAGAAAAAGGAGAAGAGGGAAAAGAGAGCAAAGGAGCGACAUGACGGGUGA